AGAUAGGCAUCUUGUAGAGGUGAACAAGCUGGCCUUUUUCUAUACGUGUGUGUGGAGAAGGUAGAUCAGGAUUGAACAUGCGAAUUUGGAAUCCCUCGGUGUCUGCCCUGUUCGUCGGGUGGCCGAUGGUCUGUGCAGAACAGGUGCCAACGGGCCGGGAGAUCUUCAACAUUGAUUUACGUUCGGGGCUUCCUCGGGGCUCACCGGGCGACCAAAACCUAGGCCCUUGUAUCUGUAUUGUACCUAGUACUGGUUGUCGCCGUGGGCCACGCUUCGCUGACUUGCGGGAAUGCUGUUGGUGCAGUUGAAAAGCUUGCUCAGAUCUUGGACAGUUUCGGAUUUGCCAACUCCGUUGAUAUCGAGGCCAUGGUCCACGCUUGCCUCUAUAAGCCUCUUGGAGCCGUCAUGAAGAAUCUGUCCGCUGUCGUGGGGGAGGACUCCUCCUUGUCGUGGGUCGCCUCAUGGGGCAUCUGGAGGAUUGUUAUUGGGGGCAGCAGAGUUUCGUGAGAAUGGGCUCUCAAGAGUCAAAUUCAGCAGAAUCGAAAUCAACCUCCUACUUCCUCAGUCUAUUACUGUGUGACGGAACCGUAUUUCUCACCAAGUCUGGCCAAUCGCCAGCUGAAUGUGCCGAGUCGGAUGGGCAUCAAGUGGUCGCCAAGUUCCUGACGUGUUCUGAGACUAUUAUCAUCACUUUAGGGGACCUUCUUG
This is a messenger RNA of Phialemonium atrogriseum, 708 nucleotides long. RefSeq lists its product as uncharacterized. NCBI's taxonomy places the organism in Eukaryota, Fungi, Ascomycota, Sordariomycetes, Cephalothecales, Cephalothecaceae. The record is from RefSeq and is a predicted model, not a curated record. Bases 78 to 308 code for a protein of 76 amino acids. The transcript is spliced from 2 exons.